CAUUUCAUAUGGCGGUCUAUCCUAUCGUUGGGUCAGGGUCGUAGGUUAUAAAUAAAACGUGGGGCGAUCUUUCUAAUCAAAGCCGAUUACCUACACGUAUAAAAGGAUAAUCUGUCUGCAGUCAAACAAUCACAAUGAAUUGGGAUCUGGAGUACGGAGAGUUAUCGAAGGAUAAAGACUUCGUUAACAACUGCGAAGACCUCAAGCAAAAUUUGAUAGAAGUGCAAGAAGUUUUGGAUCAACUGCUGCCGCUAAAAGAACAUUAUGACAAGCUUACCUUGCCUGCACAAAUUGAGCUGGAUUUAUUCCUUGCGUUCACGCUAAAUUCUCUUCAUUGGAUUCAUUUGAGAAUACAAGGCGUCGAUCCAACGAAACAUCCAAUCAGAGACGAGCUACAAAGAAUUAAAGCUACAAUGGUUAAAUGGCAGGAAAUAAAAGAUCGAGAUAAACGCCCAACAGUGGACAUUGAAGCGGCUAAAAGGUUUGUUAGGAGCGGUCUCUAUGACCCUUACAGAGCGACAGGGCAGCCACUUAAUAAAAAGAUAAAAUUUGAUGAUUAAAUUGUUUCAGUAAGUAGGCACCUAAUAUGUAAGACUGAGUGUUGAUUAUUGAAUUAUAAGUCUAGUUAUAAGUUUCUGAUGAUAAUGGUUAUUUAAUUUUUAAUUAUAGGGAAUACACUCUUUUUAUAAACUCAUCAACCAAUUUUACUCUAUUGUUUUGCGUUUAUUUUAAUUAUGACAUUAACCCUUCGAAUGUCUUGUCCCGUAUGUCAUAAACAAUUUGAACUUUAAUGUACAAUUUCAAGGUUAUUAAUUUGGUAGCAAAUUUUUGAUAUGGGCGUUCGAGGGGUUAAGUUUAGUGGUGUGAGAAAGAUGGCUUGUAGUUAUAACCAAAAUAUGUUUUUAAUACUGAUGUAAAUUUUUGUGAAUAUGAAUGCUAUCAAGUUGAAUGUAAGGCAGUUCAUAGUGUGCUCAUACUGAUAUGGUUUUGCACACUGCAUCAGGCGCCAGCGCUAUGUCUAUAUCAAUUUACCACUCGUACUGCAAAAUAUACAUGGAAACCACAUUGGUAUGAUAAUGAGGGCUAACGUGUAUGAAUUCGCCACUAGGGGCGCUAGUGUAGAUGGUGGUCUUUUCCAUAGUUCGGAAUGUCAAAUGUCACUUGUCACUUCAAUGACUGACAGCUGUUCUUUAGUCUUUUGGACCACCAUCAACAGAGGCGCCAACUGGUGGGCAAAAAAACGAUAGCCCUCAUUGCUUUGCAUAGUAGGUGAACCAAAAAUGUGUCAGUCUAGUCAAAGGUCCCACUUUGUCGCUUACCGUAAGGACGAGAUUUGCUUGUAUCUUUAUAUACGAAUAACCUGUCAAAGCGUCUUUAUAUCAAGCAACAAAGUGGCAUGUUUUGCUAUCCAUGGACACAAAUUACCUUCUCAAUUGGUGACAUUAAUGAAGUUCUAUGACAAAUAUUGUAAUAUUUUUGUUAGAGUCACUCAGUAGCUUCACAAACUGAAUACUCUGUGUAAUAAUAUAUACCUGUAGGUAUCAGACAUAAGACAGGUAUAUGUUGAUAUUGAAUUCAUACAAAAUUGUUAUAAAUUAAAAUACACACAGACCACCUACUUUAUUGUUAAGACUCGGCUGUUUCAGCUUAAAUAUGCAUACCUAAUUGUUGUGUGCCUAACCCUUAGACAAUUGAGAAACAACAUUGCAUUCUCUCUUUAUCAAGUAUUAUAAAUUUCAUGUAUGGAAGAAAAACUGGCUAAGGGCUCGUGUCUAGGAGGCAGAUGCCUCAACCAUUCGGCCACCUGAGUCACAACGCUAAGUUCAAGUUCAAUCCUAAUCCGUGGGCACUGAAGGCCUUGGUCACUUUUUCUAUAUCCAAGUUAUAUCAAGUAUUACUUUACUACUACCAUCAUUGUCAUGUACAAUUUAUUUUCAACAUAAUGUUCACCAUUUUAGUUUUAAACCUUAAUGCAAUAAAACAUGUUUUUAUAGU
Cydia strobilella is the source of this 1995-nucleotide messenger RNA. RefSeq names its product nuclear nucleic acid-binding protein C1D-like. The transcript has a single exon. Lineage: Eukaryota; Metazoa; Arthropoda; Insecta; Lepidoptera; Tortricidae. The record is from RefSeq and is a predicted model, not a curated record. The coding region runs from base 135 to 560 and encodes 141 amino acids. Gene Ontology annotation, molecular function: RNA binding; DNA binding. Gene Ontology annotation, biological process: maturation of 5.8S rRNA; regulation of gene expression. Gene Ontology annotation, cellular component: nucleolus; exosome (RNase complex).